CAAGAAGCUGCUCGACGUGCUAAGUUUGUUUAUGAACUGAUGAUUGAUAAAGCACCAGCUGCCCUAGUAGGCCUUCUUGGUCAUAAGGAAUAUGAACAUUGUGCGAAGGAUCUUUAUUUCUUUCUUCAGUUAUUUUGCAACCCUUCAGAAGGAACUUGAACAAUAUGAUUGUGUCCUGUAUGAGAUGGUAGCCAGCAAAGAAAGUCUAGAGAAUAGAAGAACACCUUCUCCAACCAAAAGGCUGAAAAGUUCACGCUCACGGGGCUUCAGUAUUCUUGGAUGCAUUCAACGGCAGAUGGCUCGAGUUUUAACUCUUGAUUUCCAGUUAGACUGUCUUGAUUACCAAGGAGAAAAUUGGUACCACGCUGACCUGGACUAUGAGACCUUUAAGCUGCUUCAGCUUGAAAGAGGUGAGAGCUUCUUUACAUUUGCUCGGGAUAUGACUCUCAGAACUACAAAAGCUAUUGUGCAGCCGGCUUCUAUUCCUGAAGAUCUUGGACCUUGGAGAUCCAAGCUUCUAUGGGCUUCCCGUGUGCUUCCAAUGCCACUCGUUGGCCUUCUCAUUAUUGGAGGUGUAUGUGCCGAUGUGGGAGGUCAGAGAUCUAAAUAUCCAGAAUUAGAAGCACUCUCCAGACUGGAUUUUGGUGCUGCAAUGAAAGUCUUCUUGGCAAAGCGACUAACUUCUGAGUUCACGCAGGUGACUGCAGAUAUUGAGGAGAAGUCUGUUAUCAUUGGUGAAAGGAACAGAGUUGCAACUGAGGCGUUGCAAAGAGCAAUCGAGGGAGGACACAAUAAGAUUGCAGUCUUAUAUGGGGGUGGCCACAUGCCAGACUUGGGAAGGCGGUUGCGUGAGGAGUUUGACCUGGUCCCUUCAAGGGUACAGUGGAUAACGGCGUGGUCUAUAAGGAACCAAGAGCUUGACAGUCAGUCAUUCCCUUUUCUAAAGACAUUAGCAAGACUGUCCGGUUGGCCGCUCAAUAGAUACCAGACCCUGGCAUUGCUGAUCCUCUCUUCAGUCCUAGCAUUGGAUCUCUGGUUCUGGGAGCUCUUUUUUGGCACUGCAUUGAACUGGGUUUCUCACGCUGCAUCUGAAUUUAAUCAUUUAGUUUGAGGAGGGUACACACAAUUGUUGUGUUCAUUUACAUGCUGUAAGUUGUGGAUUUUAUUAUUUCAAAAAAGUAAUCUGUAUAUGCCUUUGUCAAACUGUAAA
Molecule: messenger RNA, 1210 nt
Organism: Macadamia integrifolia
Lineage: Eukaryota; Viridiplantae; Streptophyta; Magnoliopsida; Proteales; Proteaceae
Exons: 5
Coding region: 92-1111 (339 amino acids)
Source: RefSeq, a predicted model, not a curated record